AUGGCACUGCUAAGAGAGCCACAUAUAACAAGGCUAUCUCACCGGGAGCGUGAUGCCUUGCUAGACACUCGGCGGAUCGACCCCAGUGGAAAGAGCAGGGCGAGGGGCAUGGCAGAGGCUAGGAAUGCGGUCUUGGUGAUCCAUUGCAGCGCGCGUAGGGCGAUCGUGCGCGAGGACGAGAGGAAGAUGACGCGCGCCGCACGUGAUGGGCGCGUUCGCCGACGCGUCGCCCAAGCCUUCAACGUCGUCGUUCCCCUCAGCGCCGCAUCCGUCGGCACUUACAAAUAUAGACCAUCUGGUACCUAUGACGCGACACACACGUUCGACGAAUAUCAUACAGAGCUCUUCAUUGACUUCCUCGAAUGGACGCACCGCCGGGUUCACCUCUUCAGACCCAUCCUAGGCUCCUACGCGCCUCAUCGCCUCGUACUCCCAGCGAGACUCAUUCAGACAACACUCGUACAUAGAACAGAAACUGACAUCCUCGGCCUCCCGAAUGGAGGCACUAUUGGAUCUCCCUCUUUGAGCCUCGCUCGCAUCGUAAACCGGGCGGUCGACAUUCAGAAGCCAACGCAGCUUCGUCGCACCAGUGUGAAGUUAUACCUCAAACUCUUCAUGCUCUCAAGAGUCGCUGCUAAGUACGUGAGGUCGGGUGAUGAACCGCCCGUGUCUGAAAACGAGAUACUACCACGGCGUCGUAUGGGGCUACAGGCAAUGUGCGGCAGGAGAGUGAUUCAAUAUCCCAAGGACCUGGCCCCGCCAGAUAUACGCGACAUUCCUGUCAACCCGCCAACGCCCCACAACUUCACUCACUCACGAACGCCCACAACUAUUACCUAUCGUCACCGUGCUGAGGAGUUUCGGUCUUUCCAGAUCGUCUCUACAAUAAUGAAUACCUGCGUUUCACGCCACGCAGAAGCCGAUCCCGAACUACUCCGCAAGCACAGUGAGACGGCGCAAAGGAAGGUCCGAGGCCCGUCGAGAGGCGCGGGCGGCGGCUGCAGAGACACGCCAUACCUUCGCACUAACACUGUCCUUCGUUUUACGCUCGGAGGUGCCUCCUUGAAUCGUCAGGUUCCCGUUUCCCGCAGGUCACCGCGCCCCGUCACCCCUCUGGCGUUGACGGGCGAACUGCCGUUCGCCUUCAGUCCCCCGGAGUUUGACGAUGGCUCGGUUGAGAAGUGUUUGGACAAGAUCGUCGACACCGGUGCACCUCUUCUGGUCCAGUCGUCUGCGACGCCGGCAGUGCUUCUCGCACAACGGAAGAGUGCUCGUACACAUCCCUUUCAUCAGGACAUGCAACGGCGCGAACGACACGGAAGGAGACGCACAUCCUCGCCUCCGCGAUCGUCUGAUAUGUCCUCUACGGGAACAUGCAAAUGGCCGGUUUGGCGUAAAGAGAUUGAUCAUGUAGGCUUUGAUCGUGGCUACCACUAUGGGAUCCUCCUUGUGCAGCGGAAGCCCAUUGAAUACCUCGCGCAAGAGAAUGGCGUGAAAGGCAGAGAUGGACUCGGCAGGAUCUGGUGCCACGGGCGUCCGUCCAUGAUUCCGUGGAAGCACCUCAGACUCGAGAUCCACGCUGACGAUGUCUGA
Rhodofomes roseus is the source of this 1593-nucleotide messenger RNA. RefSeq lists its product as uncharacterized. The coding region runs from base 1 to 1593 and encodes 530 amino acids. The transcript is spliced from 14 exons. Lineage: Eukaryota; Fungi; Basidiomycota; Agaricomycetes; Polyporales; Fomitopsidaceae. The record is from RefSeq and is a predicted model, not a curated record.